CAUUCCUCGGUCCGCACAGCGAUUUUGCGCAAUCCUAACAAAUCAGCACGUGGAGUCUGCUGUCUUUCUAAUUACAUUUCAAUUAGUAAACGUUUCAAACGGAAUAGGUGGUUUUUGUUGAUAUUUUUGUUUGUACUUUGCGUUUCUAUAAUGUCCAAGAAACGUGCUUUGACGCAAAAAGAGUUACAAGACGAAACGGAUCGAAUUAUGGAAAACAUGUCAGAUAAAUCUUCUCAAUCAGAGGGUAAUGACGAUAGUGUCGCAGAUAGUAACUAUGAACCCAGUGAUGAUGACACAUCUAGAAGUUCCGAUAUAAAUUCUACCAGCUCCACCGUGCCUGCUCAAUACACAAACAAUAGUGACGAUGAAUUUUCUGGUAAUUCUGGUAUAAAUUCUCCAUUGACAGGAAGUAGUGCUGCCUCCGUGCCUACGCAAAACACAGAUACAGAUAACGGUUUAGCUGAUAACGCCGCCUCAGAUAAUAUGAUAUGGAGAAUUCCAACAGGUAAAUAACCAGUUUUAUUACCCUUUACAAAACAAACUGGCACUGAACCCCAUCUUGCUGAGCUUCUGUGCGAAGAACCUCUUGAAAUGUUCUUUUUUUCACUGGUUGAUGAUCCUAUUUUCCAAUACAUUGCUGACCAAAUGAAUCUUUAUGCCACACAAGUUAUUACAAGUGAGGCAGAUGUAAGUAGUAAAUCUAGGUUACAUAACUGGUUACCAACAAAUAAAAAUAAAAUUAAGAAAGUUUUUGGCUUGCUCUUCUAUAUGGGUAUUGUAAAAAUGCCUAAUACACAAGCCUAUUGGAGCCGAGAACAUAUGUAUAAAAACUCUAUGGCUCCUAAAGUUAUGACGUAAUAGAUUUGAGCUGUUACUACGUAUGUUGCACCUUGCAGAUAAUCAGAAUAAUCCAGAAAAUGACAGACUCCAUAAGAUUCAACCUUUGAUUGACAAAAUAGUUACAAAUUUUAAAUCAUCAUAUGAACCUUCCGAAACUUGCUGCAUUGAUGAGUCUCUUAUUCCAUUUAGGGGGAGAUUGAUAAUGCGACAAUACAUAAAAAAUAAACGCUAUAAAUAUGGAAUAAAAGUAUUUAAGUUGUGCAGCAAAGGAGGUUAUACCUACAACUUUAAAAUUUAUGCAAGAAAAAACUUAGACCAAGGUCGUACUACUCCUACAUCUGUAGUUAUGAGUCUUUUUGAACCCAUAUUAGAUUCAGGCCGUACUCUCGCAACAGAUAACUGGUAUACAAGUGUAGAUUUAUCAAAAAGACAAACAUAUUUGAUAAGGACAUUGCAAAAAAACAGACGAGGCCUUCCAAAAGAUCUGGUAAACAAAAAACUUAAAUCUGGAGAAAUAGCCGCUCUCGAAAACCAGGAUGGUGUCACAGUAAAUUCAUGGAAUGACAAACGUAACGUUUUAGUUCUUUCUACAGAACAUAGCAACACAACAGUAGACAUGACAAACCGCACAGAAAAAACUGUAAAGAAGCCUGAAGCUAUUGCAGCAUAUAAUGCAGGUCGAUAUAUCUGAUCAAAUGACAGCUUAUCAGACGCCUUUACGUAGAACCUUUAAGUGGUUCCGUAAGUUAGGCGUGGAGAUUAUCCU
Molecule: messenger RNA, 1606 nt
Organism: Anthonomus grandis grandis
Lineage: Eukaryota; Metazoa; Arthropoda; Insecta; Coleoptera; Curculionidae
Exons: 2
Coding region: 151-513 (120 amino acids)
Source: RefSeq, a predicted model, not a curated record